AUGAGUGAAAAAUUAUUAAAUUUAUUAGAAGAAACGGCAGUUCUUUUACAAAAGACACAAGUAAACUUAAAAAAGUGUCCGAAACAACGUUUAACAAAAUGUUAUAUUGAAACGAGAUUACAGUGCAUCGAAGAAUAUUGGCAAACAUUUAAAUCGACGCACCAGGACUUGGUUAAGUGUGUAACCAAAGAACAAAGGCCAAAUAUAUCAUAUUUUGUUAACGAAGAUUAUUUCAUCAUCGAGGAUUUGUACUUGUGUCUAAAGGGCGACUUGAAGGACAUGUUGAGCGUAAUACCAUCUAGGAGGUUGGAAUCUACGGACACCAUGGGCGUGACCGGAGGCCUGGCGUCACCGCCAGAAGUCAAACUACCUCGAAUACAGUUACCUUCAUUUGGUGGGAGUUAUGAAGAAUGGCCGUCUUUUAAUGAUUUGUUUUCGUCGCUGGUACAUAACAACAGUUCACUCAGUAAGGUUCAAAAGUUGCAUUAUUUAAAAUCCAGCAUAGUCGGAGAAGCGGAAGCGUUAUUAAAACAUAUUAAAAUUACAGAAGACAACUAUGAACACGCAUGGUGUUUAUUAAAGGAUAGGUAUGGAAAUAAAAGGCUUAUCGUUAACUCAAUAAUGAAAAGGUUAUUUGAACAAAAAAAGGUAAUUGCACAAACAGCUUUUCAAAUAAAAUUAUUACUAGAUACAACUACGGAAUGCUUAAAUAGUUUAAAUAACCUUCAGUUAUCUACCGAUUCUUGGGAUCCGUUAAUAAUAUUUCUGGUCGUACAGAAAUUGGACCCAGAUUCACAUAAAGCAUGGGAAGAGCAUGCCUACAAAACCAACCACGAUGAGUUACCUACCUGGAAGGAUUUAAGAAGUUUUUUGGAAUCAAAGUUUCGCACAUUAGAAUUAAUAACGCCAUCUUCAUCCAUUUCACGGGAAUCUAAAACAACAAAGGAAAGGUCAUUCCAUACGUCUGCUGUAUCUCCGACGAGAACUUGCAUAAAGUGUAAUGAAGAACACACUAUAAGUCACUGUAAAGAUUUUGCAAAGUUGACACCUGAGGAGAGGUCUGAGUUUGUAAGAAAUAAGAACUUAUGUUACAAUUGUUUGGCUCCAGGACAUACUGCAACGAAAUGUCGUCUUCAUGUGUCCUGUAAGAUAUGCCAUCGCCGACACCAUUCAUUACUACACCAACCAAAAGAUGUUAACAAGCCAAACAAUAUACAAGCUCACCUUAAUUACAUGGAACCCCUUGAGUAUGACAAGGGUGUAAAGGAGGAAGAAGUAGCAUUAUCAUCACACUUAGCAACAAGAAGAUCCACAUCGUUAUUGGCUACUGUAUUAGUACCUGUAAGAGAUGAGAACGGGCAUACGACGAUGUUACGCGCUUUAAUUGACCAAGGAUCGCAGGCAAACUUCAUAACUGAAAGAGCGGUACAAUUGCUAAGGUGUAAAAGAACGGCUGCAAUGGGUAAUGUAGUCAUAACGGGAGUUGGUUCAACACAAACAAGGGUUAAACAUGAAGUACAUCUCGAGCUUCUUUCUAAAUAUGACCACCAAUUCAAGCUUCGUAUAAACGCUUAUGUCAUGUCUACACGUUUAACCACUCUGCUACCAUCAAGUUUUAUCACUUAUCUCGAGCAAGCCUGGCCGCAUCUAGAAGGACUUAUCCUGGCCGAUCCUAGUUUUAACCAGCCAGGACGAGUAGACAUGCUGCUUGGAGUUGAAGUAUACGCCCAAAUAAUGAAGAAUAAUAUAAUCAAAGGACCCCCUGGUUCUCCAUGUGCGCAAGAAACAAACCUAGGCUGGAUCCUUUUUGGGACUGUUCGAGACAAUACUGUACGGGAUGAGAUACUGGUAAUGCAUCAUCACGUCAAUUUUGAUGAUAUGCUACAAACAUUGUGGGAAAUAGAUCCUGAAGUUUCUAAAAAACUUACGAAGGAUGAAGAAACCUAUGAACAAUUAUACAAAGAAAUUUACACAAGGAAUGAAGACGGGAGGUACAUAGUUAAGCUGACAUUCAAAAAUAAUAAUCAAAAGUCACUAGAAGGAAACACUAGAGAUAUAGCAAAAACUCGACUACUACAAUUAGAAAGGCGAUUUGUCAAAAACCCAAAAUUGAAGGAGGAAUAUGUUAAGGUUAUGGAAGAAUAUUUAAAACUACAUCAUAUGGAAGAAGUGCCACAAAAUGAUAUAAACAAGGCCGCAGUGUAUCUUCCACAUCAUCCAGUAGUCAAAGAAACGAGUGAAAAAACCAAGAUUCGAAUAGUAUUUAACGCCUUAUCUCCUGGAGCAAAUAAUGUUUCUCUUAAUGAUGAACUACUUGUUGGACCUCAACUUCAGGAAGAUAUGAGAUCAUUAAUGAUGCGGUGGCGACUUAGGAUAAUAUGUUUUGUAGCUGAUAUAGAGAAAAUGUAUCGCCAAAUCUUAGUAAAAAAGGAGGACGCAGAUUACCAGCGUAUUUUGUGGCGUAAUAACCACAUGGACUCUAUGAAAGACUACCGCUUAUUGAGGGUUACAUUUGGCACAGCUUCGGCACCUUACCUUGCUGUGAAAACUCUCCAACAAGUAGCUGACGACGAAGGCAAGGAUCAUCCAGUUGCUGCUAAAACAAUAAAAGAAGAUUUUUUUAUGGAUGAUUUAAUGUCUGGUCAAGAUAAUAUCACAAAUGCAAUAAAAACUGCAAAAGAAGUUUCAUAUAUUUUACAAAAGGGUGGUUUUAAAUUACAAAUAUGGGCGUCUAAUAGUUUGGAUUUUUUGAAGGAAUUCGAACCCAACGAACGAAGCUCUCUCAUUAAUAUUGAUUUAGAUGUACAUGGGACGGUGAGAGCACUUGGUUUAUCCUGGAACAUAGAAAAGGAUAUACUGGAGUACAAUGUUAAUUUACCAACGCCCUCUGAAAUCAUUACUAAAAGAGUCAUACUUGCAGAAAUCCAACGAUUGUUUGACCCACUCGGCUGGUUAACUCCAACACUCCUCCCUGCAAAAAUAAUAAUGCAGAAGUUGUGGCUAAAGAAAGUCUCUUGGGAUGAUGCCGUCGAACCUGAAAUUAAAAAAGAAUGGUUAGACAUAAGAAAUGGCUUAAAUCAACUAAAUGAGAUUAAAAUACCUAGAUAG
Messenger RNA from Parnassius mnemosyne (clouded apollo), 3108 nucleotides. Lineage: Eukaryota; Metazoa; Arthropoda; Insecta; Lepidoptera; Papilionidae. The record is from the annotation of a GenBank genome assembly.